GCCUUCCGCCGCUGUUUCUUUGGCUCCUGGUCAGGCAGAAGCAGCUCGACUGCCUAAGGAAACUCAUCCCCAGGGUACAGAUCUUGCCUUCCAUGGGCCAAAGCUUGAGAUGAAGGUGUUGGAUUUCUUACAGCAAUGCAAGAGCCUUUACAAACCUUUCAGACAUCUUGCAGCACUGCAGGACCAUUUACAAACCCUUCCAGGGGUGCAAGGCUGCUUUUGCAGGGAAUGGUGCUUUUCGGUGGGCUUCAGCCCACAGGCAGGCUGACAGCACAGUGGAGCGUGGAAGAUGAGGAGGAGGCGGCGAGAGAGCGGCGGCGGCGGGAGCGGGAGAAGCAGCUGCGGUCCCAGGCAGAAGAGGGCUUGAAUGGCACCGUCUCCUGCUCGGAGAGUGCAGCUCUGGCUCAGGAAAACCACUAUGACUUCAAGCCAUCUGGGACUUCAGAGCUGGAGGAAGAUGAGGGGUUCAGUGACUGGUCCCAGAAGCUUGAGCAGUGCAAGCAGAGGUCUCCAAGACAGUCAUACGAAGAAGAGGACAGUGGUGUGAGGGAAGCUGAAGUCAAACUGGAGCAGAUCCAGCUGGAUCAGGAAAGCCUGGAGGAGAAUAUGGUUGGUAGAGAGGAAGGGAGGCUGUGCCAGGAGGAAGAAGAGGCCCAAGAGCAGGAAGAAGGGGAGCAAGCUGAGCAAGAGGAAAAGAAGAGAAGGCGAAAUGAUGGAGGGAAGGAAGAGGAAACACCAGAGAAACGCCAGAAGGCCCCAAGCCUUACCAGUCUGGAAGAGGAGGAGCUGUGCUCUGACCACACUGCAGUGUGCUCCACAAAGAUCACGGACAGAACUGAGUCGCUGAACCGCUCAAUACAGAAAAGUAACAGCAUAAAGAGGAGUCAGCCUCCUCUCCCUGUGUCGAAGAUUGAUGACAGGCUGGAGCAGUACACACAGGCUAUUGAGACCUCCACAAAGGCUCCAAAACCCGUCCGGCAGCCGUCUCUUGACCUUCCCACCACGAGCAUGAUGGUAGCCAGCACAAAAAGCCUCUGGGAGACUGGGGAGGUCACAGCUCAAUCUGCUGUGAAGCCCUCAGCCUGUAAGGAUAUCGUGGCUGGAGACAUCGUGAGUAAAAGAAGCCUUUGGGAGCAGAAGGGGAAUCCCAAACCUGAGAGCAGUAUCAAGUCCAUUCCUUCUGGCAAAAAGUAUAAAUUUGUUGCAACAGGCCAUGGCCAGUACAAGAAGGUGUUGAUAGAUGAUGCUGCAGAGCAAUAGUAUGUCUGGAGAACUCAUUAACCAGCUGAGCUUGGUCCUGACUCAACGCAAGCCUCCACGCCACUAUUUCCUCUGCUCCACAGAAGAUAAUUGAAGGAUGUUUCUCUACUCCUGACUGCUGUCAGUCUGCUUUGGGUACUGCCUGCCUCCUCUUGGGGUUUGAGCAGUGUUCCACCCUGCCUCCAGACGGAAGAAAGGAACUACAUCAGCUGACAAAAUUCACCCCUUUUUUAACUUUCUGCGUGACUCUUUGGCUUUUUUUUUCUUUUUUUUUUUUUUUUCUUAAUGUGUCUCUGCUAUGGAGAUGAGAGGCUCUGUUCUCUCUCCUUAAGAGAGGGCUCUGCUGCCCUGCUGAGCAGGCAAGGCUUUUGUUAUGUGAUUAAGAAUUUCUCCUUUUGUGGCCCUUGAUGGCUGGGUGGUGGCAGAGAAGGGAACUUGAAAUCUGGUGAAGAAUUGGUGUUUGAAAGGAGGGCAGGUCCUGAGUGUAAAAAGAUUGCAAGAAGAGUGUGAUGAGAGUGCAAGGACCCCUUGUCACUCUGUUGGUACCAGCUGUGGGUAAAGUCUUCCCCUAUUUAUGAUGCAGCCUCUGUCCCUCUACAUCAUCUGCUUUGAGGGGCUUCCAUCUACUGGUCUCUGCAUACAUCAAAUUGCAUUCAAUCUAGUCUUGUUUUUUUUCUUUAAUUCCCAGAUCAUUCUUUAAUCACAGUUAUGUACCCAUGCCAAAAUGUUCCUGCCACUUUCCUGUCUCAGUAGGGCAAUAGCAGCUUUGUUUCAAAUUGCUGCUGCCUUCCUCUGAGAUGGAUUGGAGAUCUCCUUUCCCAGGUGAGGAGCACUGACCACUGCUGUUAUCUCCCUUCUCUGGGAAAGUGAUUUGCUUAUUCUCUAAUCUGUGGACUCCAAUGCUGGUGACUGAAACACUUCUAAAAGUUAGAUGUGGUGGCACCUUGAUAACUUGCAAGCUAUGUUCCUGAAGCUGAGCAGGAUAUCUGGGAAAUGGCUGCUGCUGGAAGUGAUCUUGGUGAAAUGGCAUCCUAGUGAAUUGUUUGUGGAGACCAAGGCUUGCUGUGAACUUGAGGAAACUGAGUCACUCACGAGUGGCAUUUCUGGGCCUGGGGUCUGCAUAUCAGCUUCUAGGGUUGUUUCUAAACUCUCCCAUGUUUUCAUACUUCAUGAUAUUAACAUGUCCCCCAUCCCCACUUUAGUAUCAUUCCUACUUUCUUCCCAUGUCAACAUCAUAUUGCAACUUGUUUCUACCCUCCUGGAGGGAGGACAGCUUGUUUCUCCUCCUGCAUCUGUGUGCUUUCUGCUUAAAACUUUCUGCCCCCUUGAUUUUCUUUUUUUUUUUUUUUUUUUUGUAAGCAUUUAAUAAAAUUUGAAGAAGAUGUUGUAAUGAUGGCAACUCUGAGAAUUUUGUUCAUGUAGGAGUCUGUAGCAAAGCUGUUUUUCCAAGACCUUGAAACUCUGCUUGAAUGCGAGGUGGAGGAGAGGAAGCAUCAGCCUGAGUGGCAGGAAGAAAAGGAGCUUGACAUAUGCAGGAAAGGGGUUUUCAGUGUGCCUGCCCCAUUUAGAUCUGUUAUUUUGCAUUUUUCAUGGGGAGUAAUUGCCUGUAAAAGGGGAAGGAGCAGUGCUUGGGUGGGCAGUGGAGCAGCCUGCAGAGUCUUCUUGGGGAGUGUGAUCAGCUAGGAGAAGCACAGAGCUUUAGCUCCCCAGGUAAUAGACCUGAGCAACAUCACAGGCUUCAACCAAAAUCACUGGUCAUGUCAGCUAUAAAAAAAGGGAAAAAGUCUUCCUCUGUAUCCUGCUAAUCCAGCUUCAAUAAGGUCAGUAUAGCUGUCUGUGCUGGAACCCAGCACACUAAUGAGCUGAUGGCUCUAUCUGGAACCAUCUACCUUUUAUAGAAAAACCUUUUUAUGGGGGUGACCUUCCAAGUAAUAACGCUUUUAUGGUGCAGAGACAAUGAAGAGUUUCUGCUAUCCUAACAUUUUAGAAAAGUGUAGGUAAGGAAGGAGAUAAUUCCAAUGUAACUUCUUGCUCUUAUUUUUCUGCUGAUUGGUACCCUUGUUCUCUCCAUCCUCUGCUUUAGUUCUGGGAGGCAGGAAUUCAAGGAGUCCUGUGUUCUUCAAAGCACUGAGCAGCAUGGCCCCUUUUUCCUCCCUUCAGCCCUUCCUCUGCUAUGCUGGGAUUUUCCAGCAAGGCUGGAGCGGUAGCAGUGUGGUGCAUAGAGAUACUCUGGGUUGAGGUGAAAAUAACACGACUUUGCAUGUGUGCAAACUGGUUGCAGCAAUUUUUCAACACAGUUCUGCAGCUGGCUGGUGGAAAUAAUGGCUGAAAACUUCUCCAGUUACUAUUCCUGUGCCCUGCCAGUUUGCAGAGGGCAGAGAAGGCCCCAAAGGCUGUUUGUGUGAGAUUCCUUCUCUAAGGAGGGUUAAUUUGCAGAGUGUAUUUUCUCCACUUAAAGCCCACAGGGACCUAGAUGUGGUUUCAAUAAACAACUGCUGUAACUGAGGUUGUGGUGACAGAAGAGAAGUGAGCAGGUUAUGGGAGACCAGAGCUCUCUAGUGGUGGUCAGGAGCCAGGGAGAGAACUGGCUUGGAGCAAAUGUGUGCAGCUCUUUAUGAGGUAUUAUAUCAGCCAGGGGAAAGGUUUCCACAGCUAAAUUAACUUGAUGGUGUGCUGUUUUUCCUCCCAAAGUAACAUGGUGUGCACAUGGUGCUGGGUGGGACUGGCAGUGGGGCUACCAGAAUUGAGAAACCUUCCCCAUCUUCCCCAAAAAGAAAAAAAGAGAUGCUGCAGCCCAGAUAUGCUGGAUGUGCAUUUUGGGCAAUGCUAAGAGGGGAUGAGAGCAUGGAGGCUCAUCUCUUCUCCCAGCAGGAACCUGCAGGGACCUGUGGCUGAUUUUUGUGAGUAAAGGAGAGCAGGCUGGUGCCACUCUGCAGCAGUUACUGGUCUGGUGCUAGUACUGCUCUGUUGACUGUUCACAGCACUGUGGUUUUUGCAGCACUGGCAUCUCAGAGGCUUUUGCUAUGAGUCCUUAGCUCUGUCUUCUCCUGAGACUGCUGCAUUUUGAGCAUAACAAGGACAAACUGUCACACUGAGUCUUGCAGGAUUAGUCUUAACCUCAAAGCUUGGUGGAGGAGGGUAAUGUUUUCCUGGUCCCUGUGUCUGCUGGCUGCCUUCAUCCCCUGUGCUGCCAUGCUUCCCCAAAUUAUCAUCCCCUUGGCAGGCUGGCAGCGCCCAAAAAGAGGGACUGGGAACCCCUGUGUGGGCUCUGAGUGCUCUGAACUGGGGUUGUACCUUGAUGUGUUGCUUCACUAUAAUUUUUUCUUUACCCAUCUUGUCUAGAUUAUGCAGAAGGUGAACAUGAUUUUGUGGCAGUAUUGGCUCUGGAAUAAAUCUGUGGGAGCUCCAGUGAUACUGAAA
Messenger RNA from Cyanistes caeruleus (blue tit), 4680 nucleotides. RefSeq names its product lymphocyte specific protein 1 (gene LSP1). NCBI's taxonomy places the organism in Eukaryota, Metazoa, Chordata, Aves, Passeriformes, Paridae. The record is from RefSeq and is a predicted model, not a curated record. Gene Ontology annotation, molecular function: actin binding. Gene Ontology annotation, biological process: signal transduction.